AUGGCGACCCAGCAGUUGGCUGCCAGUUCCUGCCCAGCCCUCACCUACCUGCUGUCCCAGCCCUGCCGUGCAGUCUACAUCUUCGCCAAAAAGAACGGCAUCCCCUUCGAGCUUCACACCCUGGAGCUGACCACAGGUUGGCAGGGCAGUAAGCAGCUUUACAUAGUGGGCAGUUUGCAGAGCAAACUAGCAGUUUUAUUUACAGUAGCCAAGGCCAGCACCAUCCUGAUUUACCUGAGCUGUAAGUACCAGACAGUGGACCACCGAUAUCUGUCUGACCUGCAGGCUCGUGCCCGUGUUCAUGAGUAUCUGGGCUGGCACGACUGCGUCUGUGGCACCUUUGGUGUACUCCUGUGGACCUGGGUGCUGGGGCCAUUCACUGGGGUCCAGGUGCCCAAGGAGAAGGUGGAACACAACAUGGAUUACACACUGCAGUGGCUAGAGGACAAGUUCCUGGGGGACAGGGCCUUCCUUGCUGGCCAGCAGGUGAUGCUGGCUGAUCUCAUGGCGCUGGAGGAGCUGAUGCAGCCGGUGGCUGUCGGCUAUGAACUGUUUGAGGGACAGCCACGACUGGCAGCAUGGCGUGGAUGAGUGGAGGCUUUCCUGGGUGCCGAACUGUGCCAGGAGGCCCACAGCCUCAUCUUGAGCAUCCUGGAAAAGGAGGCCAAAAAAACCCUCCCAACACCCCCAGCAGAGGCCUAUCCGACUAUGCUGCUUCAAACUGCCAGGAUUCCCUGAAGGGUCUGGGAUAGGGGCCAGAUCAGCACUGGGGAUUAAUUCUGUUUCUUACUUGCCUCUUUUUAUCUUUCCAUCUUGCGUCAGUUCCUUGUCUCCAGCUUCCGGUGAAGCUCUGCACAGGCAGGACACUCAGUGUCCUUGGCAGUGCUGCCACUCCUCAAAUGCAGCAUACAUAACCAAUAGGAGACUAAAUCUGCAAUAUAUAAAGAGCUCCUACAAAUCAACAACAUGAAGAAAGCAAUCAAAAAUUGGCAAAUGUCAUCAGUGUUUUAAAUAAAAUAAAGAUUCCGAACACUUUGAAUAGGG
Sapajus apella (tufted capuchin) is the source of this 1044-nucleotide messenger RNA. RefSeq names its product glutathione S-transferase theta 2B (gene GSTT2B). Gene Ontology annotation, cellular component: cytoplasm. The record is from RefSeq and is a predicted model, not a curated record. Lineage: Eukaryota; Metazoa; Chordata; Mammalia; Primates; Cebidae. Gene Ontology annotation, molecular function: glutathione transferase activity. Gene Ontology annotation, biological process: glutathione metabolic process.